CACUAUAGCCUCGCUUUCCUGUUUUGUGGGGCACCAGGAACAUUACCAGAUCAUCGCUCAGACGUACGUGCGGUUGGCCCCCAUCAAAAACCUCAAUAACUUUUCUCAAACAACGUCGUCAAUACGAUAAAACCGCGACGUCUCUCAAAUAAAACUCAAUCGCGAACUAAAAUCUCUCAUAAAGAUUAUUAAUUGUAAUCCUUGAAAGAUUAAAUUUUAAGUGAAUUUGUGAUUUGUUGAGUGCUGUAUCUUAUUUUGGUGUUUUUUUUUAAUAAAAUUGUUUGAAAUUCUUUAAGGCAUGGAUUCAGUGUAUCCAGAACCGAUGUCUCGUCUUCAUAGAAGAGUAGUUCCUAAGAAAAGAAGAGGAACAUCAACGAGAUAUAGAACACAACCGGUUACAUUUUCGGAAAUUCAAGAAGUAGAUGAAGAUAAUUUAGAAGAAACAUCAACUGCACAAACAUCGUCAACCUCAAGAACUGAUUUAAGUGAUUUAAACAGCAAAUUUGAAGAAUUUAAAAGGGCGAGAGAUAUAGCGUUAAGUAAAAUAGACCAGGAUUCUAUGGAUGUGAAUAAAAAUCCUGUUCCUUUGACGACUUCAAGAUCUAUGGGGAGGUUGCCUUCGAGGCCAUCCCUUUAAACGCAUCAAUUUUUAUUUAAUAUAAAUAAUAUAAUUUUUUGUUUUCUGUUUAUUUUUUUUAACGUAAUUGUUGUAUCGUGAAAGUGAUUACGAAAUAAUCACUAAAUUUAUUAUUAAAUAAAAAAAGUGUACGUAAAGCAUAUUUUUAUAUAUGAAUAAAUCUGUACAAAUACCUGAAAAAAAGCAAUAAAGAUUUAAAUCAAAAUGUA
Molecule: messenger RNA, 846 nt
Organism: Onthophagus taurus
Lineage: Eukaryota; Metazoa; Arthropoda; Insecta; Coleoptera; Scarabaeidae
Source: RefSeq, a predicted model, not a curated record